Messenger RNA from Melopsittacus undulatus (budgerigar), 1212 nucleotides. RefSeq names its product N-ribosyldihydronicotinamide:quinone dehydrogenase 2 (gene NQO2). Gene Ontology annotation, cellular component: cytosol. Gene Ontology annotation, molecular function: NAD(P)H dehydrogenase (quinone) activity. NCBI's taxonomy places the organism in Eukaryota, Metazoa, Chordata, Aves, Psittaciformes, Psittaculidae. The coding region runs from base 149 to 841 and encodes 230 amino acids. The record is from RefSeq and is a predicted model, not a curated record. The transcript has 7 exons.
CGGUGUGACUACCAGAGCCGCCGCCGCACCACAGACCCCCGCCUGGCGAUGGCGCGGCAGCAGUGCCGCUCCCCGCCCCGCCGCAAGGGCUCGCCGGCAGCAGGCCGCAUCGGAUUCCCAGGAGAGAAGUUUGAAGAGCUUCCAGGAAAUGGCAGGGAGAAAAGUCCUGAUAGUCUAUGCACAUCAAGAGCCCAAGUCUUUCAAUGGAUCUUUGAAGAGGGUUGCUGUGGAAGAGCUGAGCAAGCAGGGCUGCAGUGUCAUGGUGUCUGAUUUAUAUGCAAUGCAGUUUGAACCAAGAGCAACGAGAAAUGACAUUGUUGGCUGUUUGCACAACUCAGAAGAGUUCAAUUACGGCAUGGAAACACUGGAGGCUUACAAGAGAGGAGGUUUGUCCAGCGAUCUCAUUGAAGAGCAAAAGAAGGUGCAGGAAGCAGACCUAAUGAUUUUUCAGUUUCCCUUGUACUGGUUCAGCAUGCCAGCAAUCAUGAAGGGCUGGAUGGACAGAGUCUUGGUCCCAGGAUUUGCUCAUGAAUUUCCAAACUGUUAUGAUUCCGGUUUGCUCAAGAACAAAUUAGCCCUGUUUUCUUUCACCACUGGAGGAAGCGAAGAGAUGUAUGCAAAAGGAGGUAUCAAUGGCGAUAUUCGCUAUCUCCUGUGGCCCAUGCAGCAUGGAAUUAUGCACUUCUGUGGUGUCAAAGUCCUUGCACCUCACAUCUGCUUCGCUCCAGAGUAUGUCUCUGAAGAGAAGAGGAAGGAGAUACUGAUUGCCUGGGCUCAGCGUCUGAGGACUCUUUGGAAUGAAGAGCCCAUAAUCUGCUCUCCUGAGUGGUAUUUCAAGUAAUGUUCUGGUCCAAGACUACAGAGACAUUUUCUUAUCUCCAUUCUUUUAGGUACUUUAUCUGAAUAUCUGAAUGCUAAUCUCCUAAUUCAAAUGUAUUUUAAGUCUCUUGAGUACUACAGCUGACAGCUUAACUGACAAUUUAGCAUUCAUUUUCACUGAUUCCUGAGGGAUUCUUUUCAAUGAAGAGAAACUCUUUGAAUAAGUGAAAAAUGAAGUGAAAAACUCUUUGUGAGGAAUUAUCCUUGCUCAUAUAGACUGACAUCCUGCCUACAAGUGGUUGAUAACACAAGUGGUAUUUAAUUGCAGGUUGUACUGUUGCUUCUUACAAAACAAUAUGUUACAGUUUUAAAUAAACUAGUUUUGUACCAGCU